AUGGCCAGCUGUCCGUCUUACUCAGCUCUUACCUCUCGCCAUGGCAGCAUGAUCCACACUGGCAACAGUAACGGUGAUGAUGUUCAGCUUGAGCAUGGCCUUGAAGGCGGUUCCUAUGUUCCCGAAUUCGAUCCACCCUCUUACGACGCAUCAUUCCAUGUUCCAGCAUCCGAAGGGCGUCAAGAAGAGCGGGAGGUUCUCCCAUCUUACCGGCGGAAGGAACUUCUGCCUCCCGCCUGGAGUCCGCUGAAAGUCAAGAAGAGGCGAGCCCCAGCUUCCACCAUUCUAGCAAGAUCGUCUUCACCACCCUCCUCUAUGCCACCCUUCCUGGCAUCCUCCAAGUCCAGCCUACGCCACUCCUCGUGGUAUCUGAACCAAUCGGCCAUGGUCGCUGCCUGUCAGGCUGACGCGGAGAGGGAAGUUGCCGAGGCUCUGCGGCAGAAGAAGUUCAAGAGGCUGGGUCAUGGCGGUUCAACCCGACUUAUCCUCGGAGCCGCAGAGUUAGGUGGGAAGACGAGCAGAGUGGAACCAAUGGCAAACAAUUGCAGUGCUGCAAAGAAGAUCAUGCCAAUUUCGAUGAUCAGGGGGCAGGAGCGAUGCAUGUGCCGCUCUUGCAAGUCUCCGGCGAGGCCUCAAUGCGUUCUGUGGCCACCCAGCAAGAUGCGCUCGCACCAGCGAGCGAUUACUAGGUGCACAACUCAUCCGGAGCUGCACAGGCAAAGCCAACACGAGUCGUCUUGGAUGGCCGAUGUUUCAAUGGACUAUGGAGGGGGCUUGGAAGUCGACAAUAAUGCACAAGAUGAUGAACAAGAUGCGGACGGCGAGAUGCUCAUCGAGGAAGACUUGGUUCGUCCUUCCGACGAUAGUAUCACAUCUGGAUCAGUGACAGUGCGUUGCCUGACUUCCCCGCCUCUUCCUCCUUUGCCGUCCAUGCCUUGUCCAAGCUCAACAUCUGAAACGUCUAUUCUGCUCACGGCGGAUCCUGAAGCGGCGUAUCCGCCGUCUCCUUCCUCUCCGCUGUCACCAAUCCCAGUUCCGAAUAACGAGCUCUGUCCGCACCGACCACCUCCAGCCUGUCAGACCCUGCUCCCUGGCGACACGCCUUCAAUUCCAGCUACAAAUGCCCCUUCUCCUCCAGCUCAACCCCAUUUCCCGACAGCAAUGGAGAUUGAGGACGAGGAAGAGCUCGAGUCGCCUUUCGACAUCAACUCACUCGAGCAGGACGAAGGCAUGGCAAUAGCAGAUCUAGGCAUACAUAAUCCGUUACGAGAAUGCACCAGUGGUCCGCUGCGAUCCUCAGAGGUUCCUCUGGAGAGCUACCUCCGAGUCCAUGUCAAUCCGGGCAUACGAGCACUCUGCCUGCUCGUUCUGCAUCUCCACGCACGGUAUCAGUUACUGCACCUUGCUUGUGCUUUUCUUGCUUCGAUGGUCUAUGCGAUCUUCGAAUUCUUUAGAGUCUUGAGUCCAUCAACAGCGUUCACUCUAACAACUGCUCCUCCUCGAUCUCUCAACACCAUGUAUCGGCGUUUGCGGCUCUGGGAUAGAUUCGAAGUCAAAACGAUCUGUCCCAAAUGUUGGGAAUUCGAACGUUUUGACGAGGCGCAACCUGACCUCGAUCUCCUCGAAGAGAUGGGCCUUCCGGAUGCGGCAGAGGCAACAAAUCAGGCAGAAGAGUGGCAGCGAUACUGCUCGCGCUGCCGCUCGGCUCUAUAUGAACCAUCACCUCGGUUCGGUGCUCCUCGCGCACUUCGACAAGCCCCGUACGAUCUUUUGUCCCGGCAGCUCGCAGACUUCCUGGGUCAGCCAGGUUUUGAAGAUGCAUGCGAAUCAUAUCACGACACACCAAGUGUGCCUGGGGUCUACACCCGCCUACAGGAUGAGAGUGUGUGGAAGGAAUUGAAGGCUCCAGACGGCUCACCUUUCUUUCCUACCUCCCGGGAAGAGGCUCGACGUCAGGCAGAGCUGCGACUUGGUCUGCUGGUUGCUAUGGACUGGUUCAAUCCAAACGAUUCUGCUACAUCCGAAUCACACUCCACAGGCCCGUUGUCAGUCUGUAUUGCCAAUCUCCCGCCUGAGCUAAGUUGGCAACCCCAUGGGUUCCCUCUCAGAGACGGCUUACUCCACAAACGUCGUGCUGCGCAAUGGUAUUGGCUGCAGCAGAACGGGAAGUCUAAACUCGCCAGCAAGUAUUUCACACGAUACGGUGUACGAUGGUCCGAGUUCUGCGGACUCAGAUAUUUCGACCCAAUCAAGCAAGGGGCGCUGGAUCCUAUGCACCUCUUUCUACCAGGCAUGAUGAAGACUGUGUGGUACAACAAUUGGGUACUCGGGGGGAAGGAGAAGAAUAAGGUUCUGAGGGGAGCAACGGAGGCCGGCACCCGACGAGAGCUGGACGAGAUACAUGAUGUGUUGGCUACAAUAGGUUAUCCUGCUGGGGGAAGUUUGACAUCAGAUGAAUGGCGCGCUCUGGGAGUGCUAUACGGACCGGCUGCAAUCCCGCCUGUGCUGCUUAAGACAGCUGACCCGGUCCACCCCAGUGCUGCUCGCAACUACCUGAAGCUCGCCACUGCCAUCAAGAUCUACCUACGCCGUGAGAUCACAGAAUCCGACCUGGUCUCACAUUCGGUUCAGAUUUACGGCGAAGCCAACGUCACGCCAACCUUCCACUGGAUCACUCACAUGGCGGAGCAGAUCCGGUGUUUCGGACCUGUACAUGGCUUCUGGACGUUUUUGUUUGAGCGCCUGAAUAAGGUGCUCAAAGGAUACGAAACGAAUGGACACAAGGGAGGAGAGGCCGAGUUGACAUUUGCAAGAGAGUUCAAGCGUGAAACAGGCUUGUCUCGCUUGAACACCAUCCUCGCAGGUCAGAGUCAAGAUCCGCUGGCCCGUCUUCUUGCCGUUGAGCUGCAAAGGCGCUCGAGAGAUAUCGCACGUAUCGGCAUGCUGGCUGCUAUGACUGCAGAAGCGCAGGAUGAAGCCGCAGCCCAGUCUAGGCCAGCGUCUCGAGGAAGCUGCAUCUUAUCAGAUACUCCUCCCCAUGCCGACCUGUACGUCGACUUCAAGGAGCUCGAAGUCGACUUUUGGCAAUACGCACGGUACCGGCAGCUGGCCGAUGUGGGCCCGGACGCGAUUAUUCCAGCCCACGACAUAUGUGGGACAGUAGCUCGGUGUACGAUGGAAGUAGGAGGACGCAAGAUGUGGAUUACUAUGGGAUUGAGCAAGCUGGUGUGGUUUGUAUGGUAA
Messenger RNA from Dacryopinax primogenitus, 3243 nucleotides. RefSeq lists its product as uncharacterized. Lineage: Eukaryota; Fungi; Basidiomycota; Dacrymycetes; Dacrymycetales; Dacrymycetaceae. Bases 1 to 3243 code for a protein of 1080 amino acids. The record is from RefSeq and is a predicted model, not a curated record. The transcript has 12 exons.